AUACACACACACGCAUAUAUAUAUAUUUAAAAACAAACGAAGGAGUUUUUCUUCUUCCACUUGAAGAAAACAUUUGUGCACUUUUUUGAGAUCUCCCUCGGUUUGACCAAGCCAAUGCUUGCUUGGAAUAAGAACAGAUUUGUCAACAGAGUGUCGCUCAAGUGCUGGAGCGGUGUUGGUAUAGGAAUAUUCUUCGUUAUUUAACCACUAAUGACCUUCUGCGGGGCUGGGAGAAGAGCGGAGUGGAAGUAGAUUUCGCCUGCUUGGUUCCCCGACUCGGACUGUUAGAUGCGAGCUGCAGCAGGGCUGCCUCUCUUUCACACUUUCUCGUCUCCUCUUCCUCUCCCCGCUGCUACUAAGCCUUUGGAAAUGCCUCAUAGGCAGGCUGUGCACUUCAGCUAUCUUUCUACACCAGUCCAGAAAUAAUUAACUGUUCAGAGCUGGUGGGGCUGUGAUCCUGAAACAGGAGGCUGCGAGGAAAGCAAACAAGAAAUAAAAGCAACUGAGAGGGGAGGGUAGCGACACAGCUCGCCACUUAUGUAUUGUUGUAGUGCUCAAGAAAGUAAGAUGGACUACAAGCGGCGCUUUUUGCUUGGCGGGUCCAAGCAGAAAGUGCAGCAGCACCAGCAGUACCAGAUGCCCGAGCUGAGCCGGGCCCUCAGCGCCCCCCUGGCGUGCAGCUCCAGCGCCGCGCCGCCCUCCCUGGGCUCCGGCGGCGGCUCGCCCGGCCACUGCAGCCACCCCCCCCCGCAGCACGGCACGGCCAUCGCCGACAUCCAGCAGGGCAUCUCCAAGUACCUGGACGCGCUCAACGUCUUCUGCCGGGCCAGCGCCUUCCUCACCGACCUCUUCAGCAGCGUUUUCAGGAACUCGCACUACUCCAAAGCAGCUAUGCAACUGAAGGACGUGCAGGAACACGUCAUGGAGGCGGCCAGCCGGCUCACCGCAGCAAUAAAGCCCGAGAUCGCCAAGAUGUUGAUGGAGCUCAGCGCAGGCGCCGCCAACUUCAAGGAUCAGAACGACUUCAGCCUGCAAGACGUUGAGGUGCUCGGGCGGUGCUUCCUGACGGUCAUGCAGGUGCACUUCCAGUUCCUGUCCCAGGCCCUCCAGAAGGUGCAGCCGGUGGCGCAGUCCUGCCUGGCGGAGGCGCUGGCCCAGGCCCAGGAGCGCCGCGCCGGCGCCCGGCCGCCCGGCACCGACGCCGGGGCCCUGUCGGAGCUGGAGGAGGCCGCCAGGUCCUGGAAAGGUGCAGCCGAGGCCACGUCUCGCCUGAGGGAGAGGGGCCGAGACGGCUGCCUGGCGGGGCUUGAAGUCCAACAGCUCUUCUGCUUCCAGACCACCACCAUCCCCGAGCACCAGCUGAAGGAGCUCAACAUGAAGAUCGACAGUGCUUUGCAGGCGUACAAAGUAGCAUUAGACAGCCUGGGGCACAGCGAGUACACCCUGAAGGGCGGCUUUCACCUCAACCCCAAAGCUGUGGAAGCAGCUUUACAGGGCUGCUGCAGCGAGGCGGAGGCGCAGCAGGUGGGCCGGGCGCAGACCGCCUCCCAGCCCCUCCAGUGCGAGCUGCCCACCAUCCCCGUGCAGAUCGGCUCGCACUUCCUCAAGGGCGUCUCCUUCAACGAGUCCGCGGCGGAAAACCUCAAACUGAAAACGCAAACGAUGCUGCGGCUGAUUAAAGAGGCAGCUGGGCAGAACGGAGUGGCCCCCCGAGACGACUCCCCCGUCACCGAAGUCCUCAACCAGGUGUGCCCCUCCAGCUGGAGAGGGGCCUGCAAGACCGCUGUGCAGCUGCUGUUCGGGCAGGCGGGGCUGGUGGUGGUGGACACUGCUCAGAUUGAGAACAAAGAGGCCUACGCCCCUCAGAUCACCCUGGAGGGAUCUAGAAUUGUGGUUCAAGUGCCAUCAACAUGGUGUCUGAAGGAGGAUCCGGCCACGAUGUCUCUGCUGCAGCGCAGUCUGGACCCAGAGAAAACCCUGGGCCUAGUGGAUGUGCUCUACACUGCUGUCUUUGACCUCAGCAGGUGGAAGGAACACAGGGAGCAGGUCCUGCCCACCAUCCAGAUCCAGCUGCAGCGGGAGAGCUCGGACUUCGGGCCCCCGGUGGACCUGCCAGCGGGAAACGGACCCAAGUCCUCGGGGGGGCUCCCGAAGACCAUCUCCAGGCUGACCUCCAGGUUCACCAAGAAGACCUCCUCCAGCAGCGGCAGCGGGGGCAGUUUCUCCAUUCCCACCACCCCCUCCCGGAACAUCUUCUCCGGCGGCGGCGCCGAGGACAAGGCCAAGAGCCCCGCCGGCGCCGACGCCAGGCUCCAGAGCGUCCUCCACAUGGGCAGCUUCCCCCGCGCCCAGGAGCCCGGGCAGCCCCCGCAGGGCAUGGCCGGCCCGCUGCCCAACGGGUACCCGCCGGAGGAGAAGGGCAUGAACCUGCCCACGGACCAGGAGAUGCAGGACGUCAUCGACUUUCUCUCAGGUUUCAACAUGGGCAAGUCCCAGCAGGCCUCGCCCCUCGUCAAGAGGAGGAACUCCGUGGCGACCCCCGGCGUGGCCGAGCAGAAGCCGCCCGCUGGCGCCCCGCCGGCCUCGCAGGCGGGCUCGCAGGGGCCCCUGCAGCCCCCCGGCCCCCCCCAGGUCCUGCCGAAGCCCCAGCAGCAGGCGCUGCAGUUUUAUCAGCACCUCCUGCAGCCCAUCAGCCCGCAGCAGCAGCAGCAGGCCUCGCCCCCCCAGCAGCAGCAGCAGCAGCGCGUGCCCCCGAAGUGGCUCGGCACGUCCUCCCAGCACCCCCCCCAGCCGCCCGCGGCGGGGCUGUCCCCGAUCGGGCAGAUCGGACAGUGGGGCGCCCCGGGGCUCCCCGACCUCAGCUCGGACUUGUACAGCCUGGGGCUGGUCAGCACCUACAUGGACAGCGUCGUGUCCGAAAUGCUGGGGCAGAAGCCCCAGGGCCCCCGGAACAACACCUGGCCGAACCGGGAUCAGAACGAGGGAGUGUUCGGAGUCCUGGGGGACAUUCUUCCAUUUGAUCCAGCAGUUGGCUCUGACCCGGAGUUCGCGCGUUACGUGGCUGGGGUCAGCCAGGCUAUGCAACAGAAGAGGCAAGCGCAGCUCGUCCGCCAGCCUGGCAGCACCCGGAGCAACUGGCCGAUCUCCGAUGAGCCUCACAGGGGCGGGACCUGGCCCCACCCCGAGUACUACACCGAGGGAGACGCGAUAAACAGCAGCUGGUCGGCGAAUCAGGGGGACUCCGCCAGCUCCAGCGACGAGGCCUCCUCUGCCAAUGGGGACAGCCUGUUCUCCAUGUUCUCUGGGCCGGACCUCGUGGCAGCUGUCAAGCAGAGGAGGAAGCACAGCAGUGGAGAGCAGGAGGUGUGCACGCUGCCCUCCCCGCCCCUCCAUCACGCUGGCGAAGACAGCAGUCAGGACUGUAAAACAAAAACCUGGCCGCCCAAGGCCCCCUGGCAGCACUCGUCGCCUCACGCCGGCGCGCUGCCAGGCCAGAGCGCGGCGCUGUACCAGAUGGCCAUCCCCGCCAGCCAGUGGGGCGAGUCUGUGACCAUGCUGCAGUCUCCGGUGUGGUCCACCGCCGGCGACUGCCCCGCCCCCUCCGCCAUCUCCCCCGGCUUCCCCUACGCCCAGCCGCCGCCGCCGCCAGCCUCCCAGCACAAACCUGGGAGUAAGGGCUUCAAAUCCUUCCCCCUCAAGCACGAGCGCAGGCCCUCCUACCUGCACCAGUACUGAGCUCUGGUCACCAAGCUGUCCCCAGCGUGGGAGGUCCUGUCCUGUCCGGGUCCCGUUUCCCUUGUUUUCACGACCUGUAGCUGUGUCUGUCCUGUCUGUCCUGUCUGUCCUGUCUGUCCU
Messenger RNA from Lepisosteus oculatus (spotted gar), 3855 nucleotides. Lineage: Eukaryota; Metazoa; Chordata; Actinopteri; Semionotiformes; Lepisosteidae. The record is from RefSeq and is a predicted model, not a curated record.